Messenger RNA from Musca vetustissima, 2240 nucleotides. Its product is annotated as dynamin-1-like protein. The transcript has 7 exons. Gene Ontology annotation, biological process: mitochondrial fission. Bases 33 to 2231 code for a protein of 732 amino acids. The record is from RefSeq and is a predicted model, not a curated record. Gene Ontology annotation, molecular function: GTP binding; microtubule binding; GTPase activity. Gene Ontology annotation, cellular component: cytoplasm; mitochondrion; membrane. Lineage: Eukaryota; Metazoa; Arthropoda; Insecta; Diptera; Muscidae.
AUUAAAUUGAAAUAUUCCUUUAACGCAGAAAAAUGGAGGCACUCAUACCGGUGAUCAAUAAGCUGCAAGAUGUAUUCAAUACAGUGGGCUCGGAUUCAAUACAACUGCCACAAAUUGUGGUCUUGGGCAGUCAGAGUUCUGGUAAAAGUUCAGUACUAGAAAGUCUUGUUGGGCGGUCAUUUCUACCACGAGGUACUGGCAUUGUGACAAGAAGGCCUUUGGUUCUACAAUUAAUACAUUGUCCAUUGGCGGAUCGUAAUCAUCGAUCUGCUGAAAAUGGCACACUCAACUGUGAAGAAUGGGGCAAAUUUUUACACACCAAAAAGAUAUUUACUGAUUUCAAUCAAAUUCGUCAAGAAAUUGAAGAAGAAACCGAACGUGUAGCUGGCUCUAACAAAGGCAUUUGUCCCGAACCAAUAAAUUUGAAAAUUUUCUCCACGCGAGUGGUAAAUCUAACCUUAGUGGAUUUACCCGGCAUUACAAAAGUCCCCGUCGGCGAUCAACCCGAAGAUAUUGAACAACAAAUUAAAGAUUUACUCCUGAAAUAUAUUGAAAAUCCCAAUUCCAUAAUACUGGCUGUGACGGCAGCCAACACAGAUAUGGCCACCAGUGAAGCUUUAAAAUUAGCCAAAGAUGUUGAUCCCGAUGGACGACGUACAUUGGCUGUAGUCACAAAAUUAGAUCUUAUGGAUGCUGGCACAGAUGCCAUUGAUAUACUGUGUGGUCGCGUUAUACCCGUCAAAUUGGGUAUUAUCGGUGUUAUCAAUCGUUCACAGCAGGACAUAAAAGACAACAAAGACAUUGAGGAACAACUCAAAGAUGAGGCGGCAUUUCUGCAGCGUAAAUAUCCAACAUUGGCCACGCGUAAUGGUACACCGUAUUUGGCAAAGACCCUCAAUCGUUUACUAAUGCAUCACAUACGAGACUGUUUGCCGGAUUUGAAAACCCGUGUCAAUGUUAUGUCUUCACAAUUCCAAUCGUUGCUGAAUUCAUAUGGUGAAGAUGUGAAGGAUAAAAGUCAAACUCUGCUGCAAAUUAUUACGAAAUUUGCCAGUGCCUAUUGUUCGACCAUUGAUGGUACAGCACGCAACAUUGAAACGACAGAAUUGUGUGGUGGUGCACGAAUUUGUUAUAUUUUCCAUGAGACUUUUGGACGCACACUUGAUUCCAUUCAUCCCUUAGCUGGUCUAACUAAAAUGGAUAUUUUAACGGCUAUACGAAAUGCAACUGGUCCGAGACCAGCGUUGUUUGUACCCGAAGUAUCAUUUGAAUUGCUAGUCAAACGUCAAAUUCGUCGAUUGGAGGAGCCAUCGUUGCGUUGUGUCGAAUUGAUACACGAAGAAAUGCAACGAAUUGUCCAGCAUUGUGGCAAUGAAGUGCAACAGGAAAUGUUGAGAUUCCCCAAACUACAUGAGAAAAUCGUUGAUGUAGUAACACAGCUAUUGCGCCGCCGUCUACCGGCCACAAAUGUUAUGGUGGAAAAUCUAGUGGCCAUUGAAUUGGCCUAUAUCAACACAAAACAUCCUGAUUUUCAUAAGGAUGCUGCCUUGGUGCCAAGUCUAUUGAAAACUGAUAAUAUUAUGGAUCCAUAUGGGCAGCAGCAACAACAGUUGGCGCGACGUUCAAAUACACCAAGGACAACAAAUUCAUCGCCACAGGUAAUGGCUGUGCAAAAUUUGCAAAAACAACAGCAGCAACAACAGCAAAAGCAACAACAGGAGCAAGAUCAACAUCAUAAUGAUGUUGGAGAACAGAACCACAUUGGUGAAAAUAACUGGUUAUCGAAUAUUUUGCCACCAGCACCCAAUGCCACCCAAAGCAUGGAAAACUCCAAUCACAAUACUCCGCUACACAAUUCUCUGAUGAGUCCGGUAAAACCAGUAAAUCUAUUACCCGAUGUGCCUGCCAAUCAGGGCUCCAGGCGUUUAACCGAUAAGGAACAAAAGGAUUGUGAUGUUAUUGAACGUCUAAUCAAAUCCUAUUUCUAUAUUGUACGCAAAUCUAUCCAGGAUUCAGUACCAAAGGCCGUUAUGCAUUUUCUAGUUAAUUAUGUUAAGGAUAAUUUACAAAGUGAAUUGGUAACACAUUUAUAUAAAUCGGAUGCCGUCGACACAUUGUUAAAUGAAUCGGAUCACAUUGCGAUACGUAGACGAGAAGCUGCCGAUAUGUUGAAGGCUUUAACAAAUGCUAAUCAUAUUAUUAGUGAAAUUCGUGAGACCCAUAUGUGGUAGAUGGAUGAA